This is a messenger RNA of Xenopus laevis (African clawed frog), 1724 nucleotides long. It is a transcript of the gene phkg2.L, whose product is annotated as phosphorylase kinase, gamma 2 (testis) L homeolog. Gene Ontology annotation, cellular component: phosphorylase kinase complex. Gene Ontology annotation, biological process: glycogen metabolic process. The record is from RefSeq and is marked provisional. Gene Ontology annotation, molecular function: nucleotide binding; kinase activity; protein kinase activity. NCBI's taxonomy places the organism in Eukaryota, Metazoa, Chordata, Amphibia, Anura, Pipidae.
GGGAUGUGAUUGUCGGUACAGUUGUUAUUGAUCUCGCACAGAGACACAGCGGAGAGAGUGUCCGGUGAUAACGGCAGCGUAACAUGACACGGGACGCCGAGGCACGGGAUGAACUCCCUGACUGGGCCGGUGCCAAGGAAUUCUACCAGAAAUAUGAUCCCAAGGAAAUCAUCGGCAGGGGGGUUUCAAGCACGGUACGACGGUGUAUUCAUCGAGAGACGGGCCGGCAGUUUGCCGUGAAGAUUAUUGAAGUGACUCCGGAGAGACUGAGUCCUGAGCAGCUGAAGGAGGUGCGACUCUCUACUGCCAAGGAGAUGGAGAUUCUGCACCAUGUCUCUAACCACCCUUCUAUCAUUUCACUGAUAGACUCCUAUGAAUCCUCCACGUUUAUAUUCCUGGUGUUUGACUUGAUGAAGAGAGGGGAACUGUUUGAUUACCUGACGGAGAAAGUCACACUCAGUGAGAAAGAGACCAGGUGUAUUAUGAGGUCUCUCUUGGAAGCAGUUUAUUACCUGCAUACGAACAACAUCGUGCACAGGGAUCUCAAGCCCGAGAACAUUCUCAUGGAUGACUGUCUCAACAUCAAGCUCUCGGAUUUUGGCUUUAGCUGCAUCCUAAAGCCUAAUGAGAAGCUACGAGAGCUUUGUGGGACACCUGGGUAUUUGGCUCCAGAGAUAUUGAAAUGCUCAAUGGAUGAGACCCACCCAGGAUACGGCAAAGAAGUUGAUCUCUGGGCGUGUGGAGUGAUUGUGUUCACACUGUUGGCCGGAUCACCCCCUUUCUGGCACAGGAGACAGAUGCUGAUGCUCCGUAUGAUUAUGGAUGGUCGAUUUCAGUUUGGUUCUCCGGAAUGGGACGACCGAUCUUCCACUGCUAAAGAUCUGAUCUCUCGUUUAUUGGAGGUCUGUCCCGAGAAGCGUCUCACGGCAGAGCAGGCUCUCCAGCAUCCUUUCUUCCAGAGCCACCAGAGAGACCAGGAUACUCCUGUCAAACGAUCUCAACGCUUCCGGAUUGCAGCCUGGGCUGCACUGGCGUGUGUCCGUAUCCUGGUACGAUGGAGGCGAGCCCGGCCUAUCACAAGUCAGCUUCUGAUGAGGGACCCAUACGGAAUUAAAGGCGUCCGUAGACUGAUUGAUGCGUGUGCUUUCCGCAUUUAUGGGCACUGGGUGAAAAAGGGAGAGAGACAGAACCGGGCAGCGUUAUUUCAGAACCAGCCCAAAGCCCUGUUACUUGCUAUGGGGGAUGAUGAUGAGCGGGACUUGGAGAUGUGAGGCCAGCUGAUAUGGACAAGAUGUGAGCAGCUUACCCAGCUGAUACGGACAAGCACAUAGAAUCAGGAGGGCUGUAUUAGCCAAGCACAACUCCUAGAAGAUAAUAAAUAUGAGUGGGACAAACCGUAAGGAAACCAUUACGACAUCAAGUUACCGCGGCCAUAAAACAUCUCCACAACUCCAUCCAAGAGACUGCUUACUUUCUGCAUGACGUAGCUAACGAUCAAAAGCAGAACACGGGAACCAAUCAAUGUGUUGCCCAUUCACCAUAGAGCAAGAACUGAGCAAAAUACUCUCUCAUAAAACAUAAUGGUUACAGGGGGUGCCGAACUAUAAGGGGAACAAAUAUAGAUCAUUUAAACUGGUCUUUUUUUUUUUUAUAUUAUAUUUAAUGUUUUAAAGUUAUUACAGAGAUGUCUUUUAUUUGUAAAUAAAGGUGAUUUUUUUUUUCUG